AAAUUUGACAAAUUGGGCGUUUGUUGUUUCCCGACUGUGUUUUGGUUUUGGAAGUGGAAGCCAAUUUUGCCUCCGUAUUUGCAUCAAUUUCCUCAUAAUAAAAGUAAUAUUGCCUAAAUAUACUUUCUAUUGGAAUAAUUUGAAAGGUCAAAGUGAAAUAGAGUGCUUUUGAAACAUGGGAACUUUAUUCGAACAUUUGAAAAGUCUUUUCGAAUACGAACUGUACUCUAAUGCUAGAACACUGUCCAACUUGAUACUGGCUGUAUUUGAAAAUAAUAGAUCGAUUUUGACGCCGCAGCAGCAUUUUUCUACACUGGUGUAUUAUGCAGAAUCUCUAUUCCACGAGCACCAGUACCGAGAAGCGGAAGGAAUCUUUCGGCAAGCAUUGCAAGCCAAAAGAAUUCUACCGAAAACUAAAUCCCCCAGCAGCAAGUCGAACGAUAGCCCGCCAGAUAUCUUCUCUGAAGUGGAGAUCAAGUACAAAACGGCUAGAUGUUUGAUAGAGAUAAAGCGUUUCCGCGAUGCUAUUGUGGUUCUGCAAUCGCUUUCUAUAAAGCAGCGAACUCCGAAAGUGAAUAUGCUAUUGAGCCGUUUGUGUCACAAUCAUGGUCACGAAAGAAGUGCCAUCGGUACUUAUAAAGAGGUGUUGAAAGAUUGUCCCUUGGCCUUUGAAGCCAUCGAAGGAUUGUUAUCGCUAGGAACAAACGGAAUCGAAGUGAAUACAUUGGUUCUUAAUGCAACUUUGGCUCCGCAGUGCAAUGAUUGGCUUAGUAAUUGGAUAAAAGCCCACGCCCACAUGCAGGGAAGGAAGUACUCGGAGGCUAUUCAGACCUUCCGUUCCAUAGAAAUGAACACAUCUUUGUCCAACUAUCACCAGCUGUUGGUUUUGGUGGGUGAAUGCUAUUACCAUAAUGGCGAAUAUGAGAAUGCUUACACGUAUUUGAAGCGAGCCCACAAUCUCUAUCCCUACAUGAAGAACGGAAUUCAAAUUCUGGCAAUCCUCAUGGCCAAGAAGAAGAAACUGAACGAGCUGGAAAAGAUGAUUGCACCAACCUCUACGUUCCCAAUGGAAUACUCGUCUGAAAUGUGGUUCGUGAUGGCUCAGUAUCUCUACUCCACGGCUAAGUACGACAAGGCGGUUUAUUUCGUGCAGAAAGCUUGCUUCCUGAACCCUAAGAAUGCCGAGGCACUCAUUCUAAAAGCGGAAAUCCUUCUGCAACUGAAGAAGUACCAGGAAGCGAUUGCCCAUCUUCGGUUCGCCCAGCAGUUUGCUCCGUAUCGGUACGAGGUGCACAAGGUCCUUGUCGAUACCUAUCUGAACAUGAAUCGUUUGCGCGAGGCGCAGGCCCAAGCUUUGAAGGCGUUGAAAACAAUAGGCGAAACCCCUCGGCUGCUAGUGCUUUUGGGUCGAACAUAUCUGAAGGACGACAGCACGAAGGCAAAAGCUAAGACAUUAUUCAUGAAAGCGCUCGAAAUGAAUGAAAACUAUCUGCCUGCGGUAUACAUGCUGGCCGAUCUCUACCGUCAGGAUAACGACGCCUCGAGUUGCAUCAAACUGCUGAAAAAGCACGCCUCGAUGACGCAAAACUGCAAGCUACACGCGAUGCUAGGAGAUCUCUUGAGCAACGAUAAGGACCAUUCCGGAGCGUUGGAGCACUAUACGAUGGCCUUGAACCUUGACCCCACAAACCGUUGCGCUAUGGCAGGCCUGUUGGCAAUGGGACAAAGUGCCGGUGGUACAAGCGGCGUAGGAGGCUCGUCAUAUCUGGAAUCAUCGAUGGCAGAGGAAGGCAGUGACGUGCAGGACAACCCCUUGGAAAUGAUCGAAAUUCCGCAGAGCGGUCAAAAUGAUCUGGAAUCGGAGAGCGACAUCAUGUGGUCUGAUGUGGAGAUCGAGAUUAACCAAUAGAACAUAUUCGUUGGAUAUGUUUCCCCGAGUUUUAUGAUAAUAUAAUGUAUAUGAUUAAGCACAGUACCAUUCUCAAAGAACUUUGGUAGGAAAUAAUGUAUAAUCACUUCCAUUCUGAAAUUCAAAUUUUGCAUAUGUUAUAAUAUAAAUUUACACGAUUGGAUCAAA
This is a messenger RNA of Aedes aegypti (yellow fever mosquito), 2077 nucleotides long. It is a transcript of the gene APC7, whose product is annotated as anaphase-promoting complex subunit 7. Gene Ontology annotation, molecular function: protein binding. Lineage: Eukaryota; Metazoa; Arthropoda; Insecta; Diptera; Culicidae. Gene Ontology annotation, biological process: cell division. The coding region runs from base 176 to 1909 and encodes 577 amino acids. The transcript is spliced from 4 exons. The record is from RefSeq and is a predicted model, not a curated record.